CUCGCGGUAACGUUAGUACACUGUUAGCUUGCUAGCUAACCCCAUCGUUUCCAGGUUUCGUGUCGACCUGAAAACAGCAAACGAAGAGAGACACAGAAACGCUACGCAGCUGAAUAUUCUUUAAAUCCAAGCUGCACUAAGGAGCAGGACAAUGCCACACAACUUCCAACCCGGAGACCUGGUCUUCGCUAAAAUGAAGGGAUACCCCCACUGGCCAGCCAGGAUUGAAGAUGUGGCUGAUGGGGCAGUGAAACCACCUCCUAAUAAAAUCCCAAUAUUUUUCUUUGGAACACAUGAAACAGCAUUCCUUGCACCAAAGGACCUUUUUGCCUAUGAAAAGUACAGAGAACGCUACGGAAAGCCCAACAAAAGGAAGGGAUUCAAUGAAGGGUUAUGGGAGAUCCAGAACAAUCCACAUGCCUCCUACAGUGCCCCGCCUGUACCAGCCAGUUCAUCUGACAGUGAAGGCAACAAUGCUGGAGGAGGAAGUGACGAGGAUGAGGAUGAAGAGGUUGCAGUUCCUCAGAAAGCCGACUCAGGAAGUGAGGUUGACUCAGAUUCUGGGAGUGAAGACCGUGGAAGGGGAGGCGGAGUGAAGCGAAAGCCCCCAGCUCCCAAGCGGCCUCCUCCUCCAAAAAAGGCUCGAGGCUCGUCUAGUGACCGAGAUGAAGAGGAGAGUGGAUCCCCCUCUGAAUCAGAACCCACACCUUCAGAAUCUGACUCUGGAAAGAACAGUGACCAGGACUUUACUCCAGAGAAGAAAACUGGUGGAAGAGGUGGAAAGAAAACAGGAGGCAGAGGGAAGAAAAAGAAGGCUUCGUCUGACUCGGAUUCAGACUCAGGAUCAGGGUCAGAGAAGAAAGUAGUGGACAGUGACUCAGAGGAUGAGAAACCUCGACCAGCUCUGUCUGGCUCAGAAUCCCAGUCUGGCUCCAAGUCUGAAUCAGACUCGGAGCCGCCUCCUCGGAAGGGCCCACAAGCACGCAAGAAAGAGAAGCCUGCACCAAAGCCUCGUGCACGGAAACCCAAACCCACCCCGGCAAAACGAGCACCAUCAUCAUCCUCCGACAGCGACAGUGAUAGUGAACCUGACCGCAUCAGUGAGUGGAAGAAACGAGAUGAGGAACGCAGGCGAGAGCUAGAGGAGCGCCGGAAAAAGGAGGAGGCAGAGGAGCUUCGGCGGUUACGUGAGAGAGAGAAAGAGGAAGAGGAGAAAAAGAAAAAAGACAAAGAUAAGGGUAAAAAAGGGAGCGACAGUGAUAGCAGCAGUAGCUCAGACGAGGGUGUAGAUGAUCACCCAUUGAAGAAGUCAAAGAAACCCCCUCCACCUCCGAUCCCUGCACCCUCUGACUCUGACUCUCCACCACCAGCUGAGGUGAAGAAACCCAAAAAGCCAGACAACCAGAAAAAGGCAAGAAUAAAGAAAGAAAAGGAGAGAAAAGAAAGAAAGGAGAAAGAGCUAAAAGAGAAGAAAGCCAGACGGUUAGAGGAAAAGUCCAGAUCAAGGUCUAAACCUGAAAAACCCAAACGCAAACCAGAGAGGCCACCAGAGAAGAAAGUGGAAAAGAAAAAGGAGCCUUCACCAGAAGAACGGUUACAGAAACUCCACACAGAUAUCAAGUUUGCACUCAAAGUGGACAACCCAGACAUAGAGCGGUGUCUACAAGCCCUGGCAGAGCUUGAGGCUGUGCCUGUCACCAGCCAGAUCCUCCAUAAGAAUGCUGAAGUUAUUGCCACAUUAAAGAAGAUUCGGCGAUAUAAAGCCAGCACUGCAGUCAUGGAAAAAGCUAGUGACGUUUAUAACAAGUUAAAACUUCGCUUUGUGGGAAAGACAGAGGUGGCAGCUAAACCUCAAACAGAGAACAAGGAACCAGAUGAUAAUGAAAAAGAAACACAAGACACAGAUUCCACUCCAGUGAACGGGGAAUCAGAGCAAAAAAAAGAUGACAUGGAGACAGAGGAAAAACCAAAAUCACCUGCCCACGAGGAAAAUAAUGACGAUACCCCUUCAAGUCCAAACAGACCGAGCCCAGACAGCCCUGCUGAACAACAGACACACACCUAUGAAGAAGCAGACAACUCCAUCUCUGCAGAGGCGGAACCACCUGCUGUUGAAAGCUGAAAGACCCUUAACCAACAAUGCAGUGGACCAAGUACUAAAAGAUGGAGGCCUCUUUAUUUGACAUCAUACAGUGCUCCUCGCCCAACCACAUUGCAACACACACCCAGCAUUUCCUACAGUAUCUGUUACAUCAUUGUUGAUGUUUUGGACAUUUUGUACUAUAAUGAUAUCAAGCCAGAAGGCCCUGUUGCUCACACCCUUUGGUCCUUUAUUGAUCCCAGCAAAAAGGAAAGCUUAUUAGUGUGAUAGUUUGUGACGCUGCGCGAACCCCUUCUGUUUCUGAAAUGUACUUUUCCUUUUAUACGACACUCGGCCCGUCCUGGAUCCUCAACCCAACCCUCUACCCCUGGCUACAUGUUCUUUCUACCACAUGAACUCUUACUUUGGUCUUUCCACACCAUAUGUAUAAUGAAUGAUUACAUUUUUAGCACUUCUAACCGGUGUUUAGGCUGGGGUAGUAUGAGAUCGAACUUUAAUGAUUCUUGUGGGGAAAAUGGGUGGAAAUGGAGCCAUGCUGUUAAUUUUUUCGCUUUGAAGAUUUUAUGCAGCCCUUACAUCUGUUGGCUUCAUUUUUUUUUUAUAAACUACAAAACAUCACAAAGGCCUCUUGUCUGUGUGUAUGGCAUUGUGAGAGUGGUGAAGUACUAUUUGUGAGUCUUUUAUGUUUAGUAUUUUUUUAAUUAUCUGGUUUUGAUCCAGUUAAUACAGUCUGACAUGUAAAGCGAUGAGUUGAGUCACUUAAAACUGUUUUCCAACUGAGGUCCACCUACUUUUUUAUAGCCUCGUUUUCAGAUAUUUGCAUCUACAGGUUUGUCUAAAAUAAUAAUUGCUGUGGAGUUACACACCUUGCACUCUCAUCUCCCUGUAGUGUCUGCAUUCAGUAUUGCAUAAUAAAUGGAAUAAAUGUACAGGUCGAAAACUGCACUCACAAGCAAUUGAGAUCUCAUGUAGCUGCAGCUUAUUUUGACAUUUUCCCGUCAUAUGCAUACAACAGGUGUUUUUAGUGCUCUGUAAAUUGGUAAAGCAUUUCUAUCACUUAGUUGAGACUUGAAUAAAAAUCUCAGCAUGA
Molecule: messenger RNA, 3191 nt
Organism: Seriola aureovittata
Lineage: Eukaryota; Metazoa; Chordata; Actinopteri; Carangiformes; Carangidae
Gene: hdgfl2
Product: HDGF like 2
Exons: 16
Coding region: 152-2122 (656 amino acids)
Biological process (GO): regulation of transcription by RNA polymerase II
Cellular component (GO): nucleus
Molecular function (GO): transcription coregulator activity; double-stranded DNA binding
Source: RefSeq, a predicted model, not a curated record